Molecule: messenger RNA, 685 nt
Organism: Cladophialophora immunda
Lineage: Eukaryota; Fungi; Ascomycota; Eurotiomycetes; Chaetothyriales; Herpotrichiellaceae
Exons: 2
Coding region: 276-554 (92 amino acids)
Source: RefSeq, a predicted model, not a curated record
CUUUCUUGAGUCGAGGCCCUGAAUGGCAUUACAAUGGCACAGUGGAUGGUGACGACGGUGCCUGCAUCAAUGUCGGUAGAUCACCCACCCCUCUUUGAAUCAGCUCGAGCAAAGUAGAAAAAGGUACCCUUCACCCCGCCUUCACAGUCUGCAAUCCGUCUUUGUUUUCUCUUCCAGCUAUUCUUUACACUCCUACAGAGAACUCUCCUCGCGGUCCUUGCGUUUUGUACAGAGUUCCACCUUAGCCUAGCCUAUCCUCAUCGUUGUCAUCGAAAAUGGACAGCAUUCGAGCAAAGAUCAAGCGCCGUCUCAGCCACAAAGACAAAGAACCCGACUUUGACGACGUCGACUCGGCUGAUGAAGAAACCAUGGACUAUGUCACCAAAGAGGCCGAUGAUGCAGAGAAAGAAGGACAUGACGCAGGCAAGCCAGGGAGCUUCUUGAACCGAUUGAUCCUACAUGGCAACAAAAAGACCGAGGAUCAACUCGCUCGCGAAAUGGCAGCAUCCAACCCGUCGGCCGGCGGUGCUGACAAGGUGGUUACCCAACGAUGAGCGUGUCAAGUGAAAAGACCGGCAUAACCCCGAUUCCUUCAAGGAAGCAUUGAGAUGGGUAUUAGCGAAAAAAAAAAGAUUUGGUACACGGUAGCACACUAGCAAUACAAUGGAAAUCAUCCACUGCUACA